Molecule: messenger RNA, 1875 nt
Organism: Fundulus heteroclitus (mummichog)
Lineage: Eukaryota; Metazoa; Chordata; Actinopteri; Cyprinodontiformes; Fundulidae
Exons: 7
Coding region: 193-762 (189 amino acids)
Source: RefSeq, a predicted model, not a curated record
GUGUCUGCGAUCAACCCGGAAGGGCGGCGUUAGAGCGCUGAACGUUACAGCUCCUCGCGCCGCGGCUCGCCGCCGAUAAAACCCGAGCUCUGACUUGUGGGAGGAGUAGACUCGGUUUUCUUUUUAUGGCAACAGAAACUAUCUCUUAACCCGAGACAGAAAGCGUAGGGGGAAAAAAAGAAAAAGACUGAAAUGGCUUCGCUGGGUAGCAAGUCUGCGCAGGAAAUCAGCGAUCUGCUCGACGAGUACGGGAUCAAACAUGGACCCGUGGUCGACUCCACCAGGAAUCUGUACCUGAAGAAGCUGACGGAAGCCAUGGCCAAGGGGAGGAAAGCUAAAGCAUCAUCUGAUAAAACCUUCUACAGAGAGGAGGAGGAAGAAGUCACUUACGUUUACAGGACACCGACCAGAAGCGAGAUCUCUGGAGACAGUGGGCCUUAUAUGAGAUCCAGACCAGAAUGGAACGAGAGGGAAUAUGAACAUGAGACCUCCUUCUCGAGCUACACGAGGUCGAUGCCCGACUACAGAGGAAGGGAUUUGCAUGAUGAGCCCUACAUGUACGACACACCAUCCACCUACAGUAACUCCUACUCCAAAGUCGUGAAGUCGGAACAAGGGCCACCGCAGGGACAGAAAUCAUCGAAAUCCUCCCGCCUGAUCCCGCUGUGGCUUCAGUUCAUCUUCUUCCUGGGUCUGGCCGUCUUCCUCUACUUGGUCUUCUCCAGUAUGGAGACAAACAAAUCUAUCAAAGGAAUAGUGUGAUUUUUAUGCGACGCCCGCGGAUGGUAUACUUUAUUUUACAUUUAAAAUCGGUGGAUGUAUUUUGAGAAUUUUAGACUUUGCUGAAAUUGUGGCUUUAAUGCAUUAUUUGCUUUUUUUGUUUCCUUUUUUUUUUUUUUUUUUUGCACCUACCUGCAGUCAUGCUUAAAAAAUUAAAAAAUAACUCUAGGUUUUUACCAAAUAGAUGAUCCGACCUUUUUUAGAGCUUUUAAAACAACUUAAAUCUAACCAAGAGUACAAAUGCACAUGCAUUCCAGACUCCAGCAUUUCAUCGUUAAAUGAAAUAGGAUACCAAAAUGAAAAUGAAAAAAUAAAGUAGGUUACACCCCCAAAAAUCCCUCGGAUUUAUAAGGAAUGUCCUUUUCUUUAUCUUUUUUUUUUUUUUUGCAUGACUGUACAGGUUGUCACCAAGUUUCACUACAACACCUCUGAGUCAAACCGCAGAACAAACCAAACAUUUUCUUGUAUGUCGGCAGCAGCUCUCAUUAAUCUGAUGAAUGCAGGGUAGUCUGAAGUUUCUGCUGCCAUUUUUGUCGAUUUGUUUUGGCCUAUUGGUCUAAAAGUGGUGCACGGCAAAGAUAUACAUUUUUAUCAAUGUGGUGGAUCAGGAGAAAGUGGGACAAUAUUAUUAGUUGUUGAAAUGUUGUUUCGUGAUGUAAAUUAUCAGUAACCUGGAUGCCCGCAAGGAGAAAUGUUGGGCAAAUGGCUAAUUUCUUGUACAGAAUUUUAAUUUAAAUUUAUUUUUAUUUUUUUGGGGUGUGGCUCAAUUUAAUUUUGGCUUUUUUUUCCCCAGACGGCACUAACGCUUCCUUUUUGCUGACUGCAACCACUUAUGCAUAUUUCGGACAGACUCUUUAAAUUUAAGUGCCUCUGUGUUUUAAUAUUCUGCAUUCGGUGUUAAAUACGUAAAGGGUUUCAAAGUAAAUAUCUAAAAAUAUUAAAAAAAAGUAAACUAUUCUUUAAUGCUACGAGUUUAUGCUUUGCUCAGAGGUGCAGCACUUUUCUACUACAUUAUCAACAUAUUCAGAGUUUGUAAUUUUGUUUUGUACCUGGUUUUCAUAAUUAAAUAUAAUAAAGAGCUUGUAUAUGUAAGCA